Molecule: messenger RNA, 2188 nt
Organism: Lingula anatina
Lineage: Eukaryota; Metazoa; Brachiopoda; Lingulata; Lingulida; Lingulidae
Product: 5'-nucleotidase domain-containing protein 3
Molecular function (GO): 5'-nucleotidase activity
Source: RefSeq, a predicted model, not a curated record
AUGGCCGUCUUCAGACGACUGUGCCACUUUCGAAAGGUGAAAUUUCUUGAAUUUUACCUCACAGAAACCUGCUGUGGGUGCCACGUUGACAAAAAACAAUUUGGAACGAGAGAGGCCAAGUCACCAGACCUUCUUUGGGAAGAUUAUGCGCGGCUUAAGGAUGCAGUACAAGCUCAGCCUCACCCUGCUCCCAUCAACCCAGACUCUAUAUUCACCAACAAUGAGCUGGACCUGGCUGACAUGGAUGUGUAUGGCUUUGACUAUGAUUACACAUUAGCUUCCUACAAGGAGUCGUUACAUCAUUUGCUGUACUCCCUGGGGACAGAGGCACUGGUCACAGGGUACAAGUAUCCCGCUGCCAUCAAAAGUAUGAAGUAUGACCCACAGUUUGCAGUGAGGGGACUGCACUUUGAUGUCCACAAGGGUUUCCUCAUGAAAAUAGAUGCUUUUCAUAACAUCCAGUUGGGUACAGUUUACAAGGGUUUGGAGCCAGUACCUGAUGAGGAGGUUAUUGAGCAAUAUCAGGGCACCCAUGUCCCUGUGGAUAACAUGAGUGGCUUCCACGGCACUGGAGGAAAUAUGGUGCAGCUUAUGGACAUGUUUGCCCUGCCGGAAAUCACCCUCAUGUCCAAUGUUAUUCAGUAUUUUAUUGAACACAGUAUUGCCUUUGAUCCUGGCUAUGUAUUCUAUGAUGUGAAGACUGCUGUGCAAAAUGUCCAUAAAUCGGGAGAACUCCACGCCAGUAUUAUGGAUGACCUACCCAAGUACCUUGAGAAGGAAGCGGAGGUUUCCCAGUUGAUGAACAAACUGUCAUCUGCUGGGAAGAAGCUUCUACUCAUCACCAACAGUGGAUAUGCUUUUUAUCCAGCUGCCAUCAAAAGUAUGAAGUAUGACCCACAGUUUGCAGUGAGGGGACUGCACUUUGAUGUCCACAAGGGUUUCCUCAUGAAAAUAGAUGCUUUUCAUAACAUCCAGUUGGGUACAGUUUACAGGGGUUUGGAGCCAGUACCUGAUGAGGAGGUUAUUGAGCAAUAUCAGGGCACCCACGUCCCUGUGGAUAACAUGAGUGGCUUCCACGGCACUGGAGGAAAUAUGGUGCAGCUUAUGGACAUGUUUGCCCUGCCUGAAAUCACCCUCAUGUCCAAUGUUAUUCAGUAUUUUAUUGAACACAGUAUUGCCUUUGAUCCUGGCUAUGUAUUCUAUGAUGUAAAGACUGCUGUGCAAAAUGUUCAUAAAUCUGGAGAACUCCAUGCCAGUAUUAUGUCUGACCUUCCCAUGUACCUUGAGAAGGAAGCAGAAGUGUCCCAGUUGAUGAACAAACUGUCAUCUGCUGGGAAGAAGCUUCUACUCAUUACCAACAGUGGAUAUGCUUUUGUAGACAAGGGGAUGAGCUAUAUGCUGGGCAGUGACUGGAGUGACAUGUUUGAUGUCAUCAUUACUAGAGCCAGAAAACCACAGUUCUUCAGACCCAAGAGACCAUUCCGAAGUUUUGACAGAACCCUGGGGACACAGUCCUGGGGAAGAGUGACAAGUUUUGAAAAAGGACAAAUAUAUCAGGAGGGCAAUAUGGAUGACCUUCAGAAAAUUACUGGCUGGCACGGUGCUAAGAUGCUAUACUUUGGGGAUCAUGUCUACACAGAUUUGGCCGAUGCUACUCUCAGUAUGGGCUGGAGAACUGGUGCAAUUAUCCCAGAAUUAGAGGGAGAGAUAAAAAAUUUCAACUCAGAAGAAUUCACGAAUGCAGUGACGUGGUUGUCUUCACUACAAGACUUGAUAGAAAAAAGUCAGGUGCUCCAUGACAGUCCUGAAGCUGAGGCCGUGAGACAAGAGUGGCUGAAAGAACGCGAUCAACUCCGAGUUGCAACCAAGGAGGUGUUCAACCCACGGUUCGGCAGUCUGUUUCGUACCUACCACAACCCCACCUAUUUCUCUCGCCGUCUCUCACGCUUUGCAGACAUCUACAUGUCCUCUCUCACCAACUUGUUAAACUACAAGUUAACUCACACGUUCUAUCCCCGGAGGGCUGCAUUGCCACAUGAGGUGCACUAUGGAUCAGGACUAGAUGGCUGCUCAAUGUGUAGAUGAGGGGUGAUCUUUACGGUAAUCUCUCUAGAAUAUCAAACACCACACUUAUUCGCGAUCGGGACCGCCCUCUUCACAAAAUGAGUUCAGGCUGAAAGUUGGUUUU